Gallus gallus (chicken) is the source of this 9487-nucleotide messenger RNA. RefSeq lists its product as uncharacterized. Gene Ontology annotation, cellular component: catenin complex; adherens junction. The transcript has 7 exons. Lineage: Eukaryota; Metazoa; Chordata; Aves; Galliformes; Phasianidae. Bases 2887 to 7482 code for a protein of 1531 amino acids. The record is from RefSeq and is a predicted model, not a curated record. Gene Ontology annotation, molecular function: actin filament binding; beta-catenin binding. Gene Ontology annotation, biological process: cell migration; cell-cell adhesion.
AAGGUGACGCUGCUGCUGUGGGAUCUCAGUGCCCUACAGCAGCAAACACAAGGCCCGGCACCCUCACCUUCUCGAUGUCAACCAGCUCGGCCUCAUAGAUCUCCGCAAUGGUGAUGUGGUGCUUGGCUGCGAUGGUGAACCGCCCCUGCGGAGGACAGAGGUACUGUGAGUGGAGGUCCCCCUGCCUGGCACACAGACACAGUGUGGGCACAGCGGCUGUGCCUUGGACACACAGCUCAGCCCCAUCCCCAGCCGGCGGCGCAGCCUCUUACCAUGUCGGUGUAGAUAUCAAUAGCUGCAUUUAAGCAGUUGAUGGCCUCUGCAGCAUGUGAGUUCAGAAAAACAACACAAAGUCAGCUGGCAUGCCGGAGUGCCCGUUUCAAGACUUCCCCCCCAGAAAAAACUGACAGAUGUGAAACAGCUGAAGGCGCAUCUGGAUGUCCAUGGGGCUGAAGACCGUAGGCCCCUAGCUUCUGGGGAAUCGCCCACUGAGCCCACCUCAACCAUUCCACAAAAGCCCCAACACCAGGUGGUGACACAGCCAUCAGGACGAGCCACAUCCAACCAACAGAAAGCAUCUCUCUCGUGCAGAGAGGUGGCACAAGGAAGAAAUGCCAGUAAUCCCCAGCAGGCUGCAGGGAGGCUCUCUGGGCACACGGACCAGCUGACUCCGAAAGCCCCGGCGCUCCCACGCCGCUAAGAAGAUUUGCACAAAACAAUCCUGGAUUUCAUCCCCCAUACCUUGUGGGUCUGCUUUUUUGUAGGCGUUCCCAGCAUCCACAAAGCUGGUGGCCGAGUCGUGCUUGCUCUGCAGCUGCAUGUGCAGCUUGGCCGCCUGGCAGAAGGCGUUCCCUGCAGCUGGAACAGAAGCACAGCACCGAGUGUACCCCACAGAGAGAGCAGAAUUGCAGGGAAACAGCCAACCACGCGGCGCUCCCCAGCACCAGGGAAGCUUUAGAGGCACAAAAGCCCCAAAGGUAUUUCCAACCCAGGUCAGCACAGAGAUGCUGGGCUCCGUGCAAACCUCCUCCCAUAACGUCAGCACCCCGCGGGCUGCUAUAGCUCCAGUUGAGUGUGGUAAGCCGUCCCCAGACGGGCCCGUUUAACAGCACAAAUACUCAGCUCCCCCGGUAUACUCACCGCUCCAAUUUUUGGCGAUCUUGAACAUGUUUGCAGCCCUGGUGUACAUCUCGCAGGCCUCCUCCACUCUGGUGUUACCCCUGGACGAGAGCAGGAGGGCGCAUGAAGCCGCUUCUGCCUUUUUGCCGGCGGGUUGCAGUGCCCGAACAGCGCUGCUCACAGCACCCUGCGGGCACCGCGGCUCCCAGGGCUCCGCUCCCCGCGCCGUGCCAGCAAUUAUUCAGCAAAACACAGACGUGCUUUGCCAUGCGGCCACAUCCACAGCCGCCCAGCACAGCAUCCGCGUGCCUUCUCCCACCGAGCCGCCACCCCCUGCUCUGCCUAUGGGAAGGGGGUGUUGUCCGGGCCGUGCAAUCCCCCUUAUGCAACCCCACUGUUGCACGCCGCGCAACCCACUUUCGCAAUUUUCCCCUUUUUGCAGCCCCUCCCCAUCGCAUCUCCCUUUUGCGACCCCCCCGCGCACCGCACCACCCCGUUAUUUUGCAGCCCCCUUUUCUUUUUGCAGCCUCCCUCCCUCGCCCCCCCAGUUCGCUCACCCGAAGAGCCCCCGCAGGAAGGAGUGCGAGCCCUUCACCCGCUUCUCGGCCUCGGCCAUCAGCUGCACGGCCUCCCGCUCCUUCCCCGAGCUGUCCAUCGCGGCAGCGCUCAGCCAGGCCCGGAGCCACCUCCUCUUCCUCCUCCUCCUCUUCCUCCUCCGGGAACGCGCACGGAGGCGGGGCACGGUCCGUACUGCACGAUGCGUGCACACAGCGCACGGCCUCGGGCUGCACAACGCGCGCUGCAGGUGAUGCGUACCAAAACCACCCCAGCAGAAGGCAUGCGGUGGAUGCACCUUGCAGGACGCACGGGGUGCAGCCGGGCCACGAUACCCACCCUAAAGGCGAAUGAGGAGUGGGCCGUAGGGUUUUCCCCGUGGCCAAAGCCAAGGGUCUCCCUGCAGCUGCCCUCCAUCAGUGAAUGAGUACAGGAAAAGCCAGAAGAGGCAGCGAGUUUGCCCAUUUUCUGUCUCCUUCCUCAAACUAGAGCUGAAUUUCUCCUUCUUGGCAAAGCAGCUUGGCACCAGCAUCCUCAUGGCGUGCUGGAUGCCAGCACCAUCACUGCAGUGUGCUUGUCCAAGAUGUACUGGGCCACAUGCAAACACACAGCAACACAGGCUUAUGGACUGGGUGAUGCAGUGAGGAUGAUGAUGCCAGGGAGGCCUCACCCAUUGCCAAAAGGCCCAGGAACCACACCUGCUGCUUCCAAAGGGAGGAAGCCCCAAGGGGAACCUGGCUGUGUGCCUCCAGACUGCAGCUCCUGGUGUGCCCAGCUCCAGGUGUCACAUCACACUGUCACUGCUGCUCCAUGGGGACACACGGAUUACACAGCCUCCCUAUCUCGUUCCCUCCUCCCCAAAGCACAGCCCUGCAUGAUGCUAAGGUGAUGACACCACAGUGGAUCUGCAAGGCCAGAAAAUCAUGCUUUCCGCUCCCCAGCUAAAAGCACACCCCUUUUUGACCGGCAGCUCCAAAACCCACCCUUCAGACCCAGCAUCCGCAGAGGGAAUUAAUCAAUCAAUAAUUAAUUUGCCCACGUGGCUUUGGAUCACUGCCCCAGAGCUCCCUGCAGGUGCAGAACUCAAUGCCAGGGAGGGGAAUGGGCCAGGCCAGGUGAUCGCUGUGCUGCCCGGGCUCACAUAACACCGGCUGCAAUGGGAGCUGCUAAGAGCUGAGCUGUCAGCACUGCGGCACCUCGGGCGCUGGUGGGAUGCACACACAUAGGCUCCACUUACAGAGGGGUCGGGGUGCUCUGGGUUACUCACACAGCCUGAGCAGCACAACGCCCUCCCUCCUGCAGGUUGGUGCUGUGCUCAAUGCUCCAAUGGCCUCCAGAGUUUCCUCCAGCCCAAGGUUGCUGCUGAAGCUGAUGUGUGAUCACCAUCACACAUUGCAAAGGAUCCCAAACCAUCCCAGGUUUUAUUUCCUUUUUUCCAGGCAGGACACAAUGGAGCCUUUUUAUCUCUACGAUCUUGGAAUACAGAUAGAAAACAAAGCUAUCCAGAGGAUCCUUUGCCCCAUGGCCACAGAGCUCUGUCAUCUAAUCCUUGCCCUGGAACAGGAAGAUGGAAUGCGUCAGACCUUACCCAACAUAGAAGAGAAUGCAGAAAAAUUAGCCAAAGCCACUGAUGAACUCGCUUCUGCUGCAAGAAGAUUGGCCGAGCAGUCCGGAGACAAGGUGUACCAGGAGGAGACACAUCUCACAGCCGAGUCCCUUGUGCUGGCAGGGAGGCAUGUGCUGCAGGCAGCCCGCCAGCUGCAGGGAAAGCCAGACAGCCCUACCCACAGGGAGGCGCUGGCUGCAGCAGCAAAGGGUGUCCUAACUGAGACUGUGAAGAUCCUUCAGAUCGAAGGUGCUGCCGGGGCAAGGAGGAUAAUGCAGGCUGCCAGCUGGCUGUUGGAGUGCCUGGGCACGCUGCGGGAUACGAGGGACAUGCCAGGACUGCUGGCUGCUUUCCAAGACUUUUCCAAGGCCUUGCUUCUGCUGAGCAAUCUGACAGCCAAGCACCUCGAGGAACUCCAAGAUUCUCCUCGACGGACCAGCUUGGCCCAGACUUUGCAGCUCCUUCAGAAGUGCAUUCCUUUGCUCCAUGAAUCCAAGCACAGCCACCUUAAAUGCUCCUGGGCUCAACAAGUCAACUUCUCCAAAAACUAUGCUUUCCAGCUGAUGGAGAGGACCAUCCAAGAGCUUGUUUCCUUGCUUGUCAACAGCACGGGCAGCAAGGAGCUUCAGGACAGACACGGGACCUUCUCCCAUCAUGUGCAUAGACUGCUGGCUCUCCUCUCCCACCCAGAACCAGUGCACCUCUCUGACAGCGAGUUUAGCGCUCACGUGGAAGCAGUAGUUUUCUACUGCAUGCUUCUAGCGGAGAUGUGCAGGGCAGAUCUGAAGAAGGAUCUGGUAAAACAUUGCUGGGUUCUCCUACGGCUCAGAAAGAGCAUUUGCUGCCACAUAAGUCAGGAGGGACGGACAAGGCCAAGCUGGGGAGAAAACAGCCUGCGGGAGAAAUGUCACAGCAUGGGAAAGGAGGUGGAGGACCUUGACCAGGCUGUGCUCAAAGCUACUCUGCACAAAAUCCUCGACACCUUCUCCGAGGCCAAGGAGCCCCUGAGGCAGUUAGUAGAGGAAGCUCUUACCCUUGCAGGUACAGGGUGUUUUCUAGCAGGGCAGGGAGGAUUACUGAAGAAGCUUCAGCCCCUCACUGCCACCUUUUUUGCACAAGCCCAGCAGAUGCUCAGAGUGGCAGACUUUGUCCUGGCCAGGUGCACCAAAACCCAAACUGCUAGAGAAAUCCACGACUGGGUAGAGUACUUAAAGAGCCUCCUUGCCAGUCUCCCUCCAGUGCUCACAGAAAUGAGCAGAAAUCCAGCCCAUACGAGCACUGCCCAACAGCUGCAGUCCUUGUACCACGCGUGGGCUGGGACAACAGAAAGCCUCUUGCAGUGUUUUGAGCAGACAGUCAGCAUGCAUGAAUUCCUGAAGCUGUCCAUCCAGGAAAUGGCCAAGCACAAGGAAUGGUGUGACAAGGCCCUACAAAGUCAGGACCCCAAAAGGCUCUCUAGGCAUGCUACUAGCCUCACCAAUUGGGCUCGGUGGGUUGCUGAAGCUGCUGCCAGGUAUGUGGACAGAGCAACAGACCCCAUUUUCAGGAAUGGCUUGCUGGUUUGGGUUGAGCAGCUGGCCAAGUCCAAUCUUGAACUGAAAGCAGCCACGGCCCUUUGCACGGAGAGAUGCUCCUGCCUCCAAGCUAGGGAUGUCUUUUCAAAGACAGUGAGCUGCCUGAUGGAUACUGCUCACUGCAUUCGGGAUGGGCUGGAUGGGUCCAACCACCCAGAUAUCCUCAGCCCUCUCCGGGAACAAGUACGGAGCGCUGACGUUGCGAAGGAGCUUGAACUCAACUCAUCCUAUGCUGGGUUAAAAAACACUACCAGUCAAGCUAAAUUGCAAGAAGACGUCUUAAGUCAUCUGUCUCCACAAACAGGUAACUCACACCCAGAUGUUGUACCAAGGAAAGGAGAAACGCACCCUGUCAUUACAGCACUCCUAGCAGCAACAAGAGCCCAUGAUACGGCAGCUGUGAACGCUGCCUGCUCCGCCUUGCUUGAAGUCUCUAACUGCUGUAUUGACGCAGCAAAGGAAGCACUGCCUAUUGCUGCCUCUCACCUGGUGGAGACACUGGAGCAGUACCAGAAGAUUAUCUUACUGACACCGUGUGUUAUUAGCUUGGCCAGGGAAACAGCCCCAGGGCAGUCCUGGCAUCAAGGCAGACUUCUCCAAACUGCAAUUAACCUCUCAGAAACCAUCUGUGAGACCAAAGAGUGCCUGGCAGCCAUGGCAGGCUCUUGGUACAGUCUGUCUCAACAAGUGCUUGGUUUUAUCAUGGUCGCUGACUUCGUGAGCAGCAAACAGGCUUUGGAUGAGACCAUGAUGGGUUUAGCAGGAGUGGUUCAGAUAGCAGAGGACAUUGCAAGCAUGGCCUGUAGUAAGCAGAAUCCCAUUUGUCCUGAUGUCCAGGAAAACUUUCUACAGGUCCAAGCCAAAUUUGCACAUGCUCAGAUGAACACCAAAGUGUUACUUGAGAAAGCAAUGCCCUUCAAGCGCUCCUGCGAGUUGGGAGAGGCCAGCCUGGAGCUGCACUGUAUCCACUGGGCUAUCAGCAUGCAUGUGCUCCUGGGUGCUGUGGAUCAGUUCAUAGGCAGAGACAUCCUGUUCCUGAGGGAGCUAAGAAGUGCCAUGGAGAACAAGCUUUGUUCACAGAGCCUCUUGGCUGCCGUGUCUGAGAUCUCCCUGAGGCUGCAGGAAGCUGCCCGGCUCUCUUACUUCACUUGCUCUGAAGACUGCAGCCGCAGUGAAAUCCUCAGCCUCGGGGAAGAGAUAAAGGUGCUAAUGGAAGCACUGCUGGAUGCCUCCAAUACCCUCUUGGUCUCUCCGCUGCCUUCUGCGAGCUUGUACAUUCGCUUUGAGCUCCUGCAGAGAGAUUUGGCCCUCAGGGCCAAGGCGUUACUACUCCACCUGGAGAAGGCCAACACCGAACACCUACAAGUCAUCCGAGAUGUGGUUGGACCAGCCCUGUCUUCCCUCCCCAAAGAGUGCAGGGAGAUGAGCCAAAAAGCUUUUAAAGGGAAGGCAAGUCAGCUAAUGGCCAACAUUCAGUGGGUCAAAACCACCCUCCAAGAUGUCCUGGAGACCACCGCUCAACUGCAGUCACGCGCAGACCUGCUCUCUGUUGCAGACCACCUCCUGGUCCUCACAUCUGACGCAGUGGACGGUGCCAGCCAGCUCUUCCAAAGCCACCAGGACAAAAGGCAUCUCCACCUAGACAGCAUUGUCUGGUACUGGUCAGCUAAAGCACACUACCUUGCUAUGCAGCUUCAGGCUGUCCAGGGCAUCAAUGGACACAUCCUGGAGCUCAUGAGGCAACAUCUGCAAAAUGUGGGGGACCAGUGCUCUCCAAAAGAGUGCAGCAGCACAGUCAAGCUCUCCCCAGCCCGAGAGCUUGAUGCUCUGAGGCCCACCAAGUCAGCAGAAACUUGCCUGAGCAGGAGUGGACAAGCAAGCGGAGCUGUCAGAGAGGCAUGUAAAAUGCAAGGGAACAGUCCUCUCAGUACCUUCUUUGCAAGCAGCCCUGGGAAGCAAGAGAGAGAAGACAAUGACAGAACGCGGGGAGUUUCCAGCAGGAUGUCCCAGAUCACCAAGGACAUGGCAGUAAGGAUGCUGCACAUGACUCAGUUCCUGAGGAAGAAGGGCCCCAUCACGAGCAAGGAGCAGCUUGUUGCCUGUGCUAGGCAAAUAGCUUCUGAUGGGCAGGCAUUUGUUACAUUCGGACGCAUCAUUGCCAACAUCUGCCUGGACAAGAGAUGUUCUGCAGAGCUGCUGUGUGCUGCAGAGCAGACCCACACCAUCAGCAGCCAGCUCGCCAUCGUGGCCAGGGUAAAAGCAGUUACUGCUGAGAGCAAGUCCUCUUCCGAGCUGCUCGUGAGCAAUGCGCAGAACCUAAUUCAAGCAGUUCUACAUGUUCUGAAGGCAACCGAGGCAGCAUGCAUCAAAGGCUUGCGACAGCCUGCUCCUGACUCUGAAGCAGCAGCAGCAGCUGCUUUUUGCACCGAGUGGAGGAAAAACCUGUUGUGGCAUAGAGCCAAGCAAUGCUUAAACUCAGACAGGGAUGAAUUAGGCCUCCGCAAGACUCAGGCAAGGACUGAGCCCACGCUCACAGCCAUGGUGCAAGGACAGUCGCCUCUGACCAGCGGUACCCCCAAGGGUCCCAAAUCUAUUAAAGGACACGCAAUUAUGGGCAGCCACCUCUAGAAACAGGGAGGCAUUUCUGCUGCAGAUGAGCUGCCCGACCUUGCAGGUGUAAGACAGCUGGGGUUCUGCAGCAGUCAGUGAGGCUUCUGAAAUGCUGAUGUAGGGAAGACACCGUUUCAUGAGGUACCUUCACUGCAUCAAGAAGUGCCAGCUUUUGUGCUCUCCAGAUGCAAACAGAAGGAUGCAGGAACACACUUGUAUUGUAGCAGCAGCAGCAGAGGUGGCUGGUAGCAUCACAGGGUGUUGCUCAUCUGCACCAGAAAGCCUCAGAGCUGGGAGGUCCUUCUCAGGGCCCUAUCACACUCCUCUUCAUCUAGCAGUACUGCACAAUGCUAACAGACACCUCCCCACCAAGGAGAGCUGAAGGGCAUUCUCAGCAACCAUCACCUCUUCUUCUACAGUAACACAACCCACAGACCCACGGUACUACAAAACCCCGAGGAAAGAACUGAAUGAGGAGGACUAAGGAAUGGGGUCACUGACUUCUGAAAUGCAAAGGAGGCGUGUAAUUAAACAUUCUGCACUUUGCAGUAAUCAAAUAACUUUUAGUGUGAAGGAUUCAUAUUCUUUCCUUUGUGGCAGAAAAAUAUUUAAACAGGCUACAUAUGGAAGCUAGAAGUCUCCUUAAUAGUCUUUUAUCACAGGGCAGCACCAGCAGGUGCUGAUAUAGGAAUGCUUAGUCUUUCUGAAUUGCAGAGAUUAUUUUACUCUUUCAAUAGUCCAGGGCCAGCAGGAGCAUUUUGUCACACCUGCUGUCCCUGACUCAGAAGAUCCUACAGCCUGAAAUGAGCCUUUUCUCCAGAAUUCCAGGGCACACCGUCACAGUAAAACAUUCAGUGCUGAUGCUCACCCACCUUGCAACUAUGGGCAUCUGGGACAUGCAGGACCCCCGAUAUCGGCUGCUCCUGUUACUGCUCUUCACAGCCUCAGAAAUGAGUUGCAAGCAUCCAAGGGAAACGCUGCUCUGUGCUGGAGGAAGGAAUGGAAGCAAGCGCUUUCCCUGCAAAAGACACAAUCAUUUCUGACAGCAGACCUGAGCUCAGUGUGGCAAGACUGUCCCCACGCACCUUCCUGCCCUCUGCUGGGCUCAGACACCUCCCAGCACCUUCCCCUUAGCUUACAGGGUAGGUCAGUACUUGCAUUGUAGCAAUGAAUCCUCUCCACGUUUCAACAGAGAGCAGUAGCAGCAGGCACACCAGAGCAACCUCGAGUUCAGGGAAGAAAUCUGCAACAAACAAACAAGCAAGCACAGGCAGAGGAGAGGAAGCAGCCCACGGAUACUUGCAGUGCAGCUGGGGAUGCCCUUGCAGAGCUGCUGGCCAGGCCCAGCUGGAUCAUGGAUGGAUAGGAAGAGAAAGGCUUCACGUAGACAGUAAGUUGCAAGGACAAGCCAGCCCCUUUCAGAUUACAUUUUCUCCUUACCUUGUCCUCCUUCUUGCCCCAGAUGAAGCCCCACAUUAUAUUAAAGGUACUAACAUGGCUGUCAAUCUCCUGGGUUUGCAACUAGCAUUCUGGGUCCCCUUACCAAAACACAACCCAUUUUCAUCUGCAACUCCAAAACUGAUCUAUACCUGGACCAAAAGCAAACCAUCUGAGAUCCUCCAACUAUCUCAGCUGCAAGGCAUAACAUUUUGCCCCGGGUAUCAGCAUUUUUCCUUCGACCCUUAUUUUUCCCAUACACUGAAAACAAGUCAGAGUUCAAUUUGGUGAUGAUACCUUCGCUGCUCUGCAGAAGCAGUAACUUCAGGUUACUGCUGUCCAUCCUGCAAGUAUGAUCUAACAACCUCUCACAACUAAACAACGAGCCCUGCGUUUGGUCUUAACUCAGACUCAGUGCUCUCUCUCUUUGCACCCCUAUCAAUCCGUGUGCUGCUUUUUCAAACCCUGUUCUUCCUGGCUGUCCAAUUCAGCUGGCUCAGAGUUCCUGAACAAACAAACGUCAUCAGAUGCAGAAGUAAUUAUGUAGGACUAACAGCCAUGUUUUGUGUCCAGUUCUCCAUUAUCU